Molecule: messenger RNA, 2355 nt
Organism: Onychostruthus taczanowskii (white-rumped snowfinch)
Lineage: Eukaryota; Metazoa; Chordata; Aves; Passeriformes; Passeridae
Product: V-set domain containing T-cell activation inhibitor 1-like
Exons: 7
Coding region: 311-853 (180 amino acids)
Biological process (GO): positive regulation of T cell proliferation; cellular response to lipopolysaccharide; cell surface receptor signaling pathway
Cellular component (GO): external side of plasma membrane
Source: RefSeq, a predicted model, not a curated record
GAAACAUCCCCUGAUUUCUCUGAGUCACUGCUCACAUCCUGCUCCAGCACUUCCUCAUUCACAGCAGCACUCCUUGCAGCAGCACGUUUGGAUCUCAGCACAUGCAGGGGGGACACGGAGAUUCCACAGAGGACAAAGCAACUGCCUCCUAUGGAAGCUGAGCAUCCCUGAACAGCCACCAAAAGUGACAGUCCAGGUGCUGGAACAUGUCCAUGACUGAGCUGUGGUUCAACAGAGACACGAGUAGCAGCUGAAGUGUCUGGUGAAGCCCCUGACAGGGACAGAUUCCCAAGGGCUGGGAGGCACAAAAAUGAAAUGGGAGACUGCUCUCUGGAUGGUUGCCUGCUCACUGCUUGCUUCUCUGCCCAGAGGUCAGCUGGAUGCCACGUGCCAUGCAUUUGUUGGAGAAACUGUGGUUCUGCCUUGCACCACCACCCCUCCUGGAGAGCUGGCCCUGUCCAAGUCCAUGCUCUACUGGCAGAUUGGCACCACGCAGCUGGUGCACUUCUUUCAGAACGGGCAGGAUUCACUGGAGGGCCAGGAUGAAAAGUUCCACAAUAGAACCAGUCUUUUUCUGGACCAGAUGAAGCAUGGCAACUUUUCCUUAAAGAUCUCCAAUGUCCAGUUAUGGGAUGAUGCUGAAUAUUCCUGUAUCUACAGACAGACUGAGAACCACCAAACAAAGAAAUCUACAAUUAAACUCAAUGUAUCAGCUCCACCUAGGAUUGAGGAGCCACCUUCCCCUUCUGAGCAGAAUCAGAUUCCCUCCGGAAGCCCCGUGGAUGUGCCACAUCUGGCUGUGCUUCCCCUCUCUUUGCUCCUCCUGGUCCCCCUGGGGCUUUGGCACUUGUAACAGGGGAAGCCAACCUUGUCUUUGGGAAAUUCUCCUCACCAGAGGACCUUUCUGGGCAGGACAGGUCUGUGGGUCAGUGUGACACCUGCUCCAGAGCACCAAGAGCUGAGAACAGACCAAGCAUUAGGUGUUUACGUCCCACAUUCUGGUGUUCCACAAAACCAAGGGCAGCAAAACUCUGAGGUGGCAAGUCUGCUUCUGCAUUUGUUUCUUGGAGUCCAGUUUUAGUGCUGCCAGGAUAUACAAUUUAUUUUGGAUUGUGUGGGUUUGCUUUAACGACAGGAGAAAAGGCUCACAGAACUCCAGGAUCAGAUUGUAGCUGAUCCCAGUGAGAUCUUGUGCCUUUCAUCUGCUGUCCUUCAAGACAACUGAAAGGAGGAGUGGGGGUAACUACUCUCUGUGUCAGACAAAAACUGGAAGGAGGAAGACACUCCCAUUUUAUGAAAUGGAAGGAUGGAAACCAAGUGAAACUUGAAUCUGUGGAACUUCAGCUUCUGUUUUCACUCCUAAGCGUCAUGGGCUAUGAGUAAGAACUCUUAUUUUCCACAAGAAAUGUAGUAUUUCUUCAGCAGAAGGGUGAAACUGACUGAGAAAGAGGGUAGAAGUUCAUAAAAUAUCCACACAGAGGAAGGAAGUGAUGUAUUACUAUAAAAUCCACAGCUAAAUCGGCAAAAAAAUUCAGAAGGCUGAAUUCAGUAUUAUAUUUUUCUGUCAUGAAAUGUGGCAAAGCUGGAUUCUUAAGCUGGAACUGUGCAAUAAGAACUCGUUACUGUGACAAUGUUACUUCUUUAAAAACAGCUCCUUUGGAGAGGAAAAAAUAUUUAAAAACUCAUCAGAAUAACUGUAACUGAUACCUAUGCAAACGAAAUGGGUUUAUUUCUAGAAAUGUACAAUUCAGAUAGCAGAGGUCUCCUGUGCAAAACUUGGGUCCAAAGGAUCCUGCAUACAAACAAUGUUGAGGAAGUGCAGAAGGCUUUUUCAAGCCAGAACUGCAACUACCCUGUUUCACAACCAAGAAGCAUCCAGAGAACAGAGCUGGAGACCAGCAGUGCCGAACACGCUGAGCCCUCGGGCAGGGGGAAUGACUCACGAGGAUGCACUCAGUCACUUGGAUUCGGAACAGUUGCACCUUUUUUAUUUUCCAGUGGAGAGACAAGAUUGUUUUUGCAAGGAAGGGACAGAAUCAAUCAGAGCUGAAAAUGGAUGUAGAGGAGACGUUACCUUUGAAUUUGUUAACUAAAGGCCCUUUCCUCAUGGUGGGGAAGAGAAACAAAAUCCCACAGACGGCCUGUGCUGGUGCUGCAGUGAAGCUCAGCUGAUAUUUGGCUACCCUGAGUACAGAGCAGCUCAGUGGAACAGCUGGGGUCCAACUGCACACAGAGAUUUGAUUGUAAGAAUUGUACAUACUGUGACUGUCUUUUUGUGUCCCAUCCUCCAAAUGUUUGUCUCAGAGUUUGUCUAUUUUUCAAGACACAAUUUGAUUGCAAAUAAAAACCUGAAAU